CUUGGAUGAAUGUUACUGGAGAAAAAAUUGUGCUGCAUGGAAAUGUUACGUUAUUUAAAACAAAAAAAAAAUUUUUUAGCAAGAUACAACUAAUAAAUUCAACAUAUUUCAUUUUAAGAUAGAAGGACCUUAAGCUCACAGUGGUACAUUUUGCAGAAGCUCAGAAACUUACAUGAACAGAACAUUCAUAGAAUAUUUGGUGGGUUACUGGAUGGAGGCUCACAUUUGAAAUAAAUCCACUACUAGAUAAAACAGACUAAAACCUUCUGGAGUACCACCAAGAAGAAAAUAAAGAAAUAGAGAGGCAGGAUGGAUGGACAGGUACAACCAGGCCUACAACACAAAAUGAGGAAAUGAAAUGUACUCAGAAGAAGAAGAAGCUGUCAUUUAUGGUAAAGUCUAAACGUAUAAAAUGGAGGAAAUAUCAAAGGCUAUUUUGGAGCCCCUAGAGGUGAAAUAUACAUGUGAAGAAGGACCCUCAGAAGACAGAGGUAAAGUCAAGGAAAGAAGCAAUGUAGUACUACACAGGAGCCGGGUCUUCACGAACACUAUAGAGAAAAGAGGUGUAGCCAUUAAGGAAGAGGACUGUGAACUGGAGUGCAUCCAUUUCAUGAAAAAGGCUGAGCAGAAAUCUGACCAGUCUGACAUACACAAGCAGGGAAUUACAAACCGAGUCAAGCAAGAAAACUUUAAAUCAGAAGCUGUUUCUCUAGAAGAACAAGAAGAAGAAGAAGAGGAAGAAAUAGUCACCGGGCCAGGCUCCACAUUGAGUGGGCCCUUCUCCCUACAGGAUCACUCUCUCCAGGUGAAGUCGGAAUCAUUGGAUUCAGACUUGAAGAGGACUGAGAAAGCAUCAUCUCCCACUAAAAAUGGUGUUUAUAAGAAAAGUAGUGUUCCCUCAGCUAUGUUUGCACAGUCCUCUCUUCAUCGCAAGCUACAGCAAAAAUGCAGAAGUGGAAACACAAAGCUGUCAACAUCAGAACUACAGGUUCUGACACUAACCUGUUUGCAGAAUAACACUCUGCCUGUUGUGAAACUAACAAGAUUCGAUGCCAUCAACAUUAAGCAACUGGUACAUAAUACAAAUGCAACAACUUCCAAUGUUUGUGGGGAACAGAGAAAAACUUUAAAUGGCAAAUCUAAACCUAAAGAGCACCGGCCGAUUCCACGAUAUGGCUGCUCUGAAUGUGACAAGCGAUACUCUUCUACCAGCAAUCUUCAGAAGCACAUAAGAAGUCAUACUGGGGAGCGGCCAUUCUGCUGCACCCUGUGUGACAAACGAUUCACUUGUAAGAGCAGUCUUCAAGGUCACAUAAUAACUCACACCGGCGAGAGGCCAUACAGCUGUUCUGAAUGUGGCAAACGAUUCCCUGACAAGAGCCGCCUUCAGAAACACACAAGAAUUCACACUGGAGAGAAGCCGUAUUCCUGUUCUGAAUGUGGUAAACGAUUUACUGAGAAGAGCAGUCUUAAGAAACACUUACGCACCCACACUGGGGAGAAACCUUAUUGCUGUCCUAUUUGUGGCAAACGAUUUACUGACAGUAGCUGUCUUCUAAAACACAAAAGAAUUCACACGGGAGAGAAGCCAUAUUCCUGUGAUGAAUGUGGCACUCGAUUUACUGCGGGGAGCAGUCUAAAGAAACAUGCAAGGAUUCACACUGGAGAGAAGCCGUUUAGCUGCUCCGAAUGUGAAAGACGCUUCUUUGACAGCAGGAGUCUCGAGCAACACUCCAGAGUUCACACCGGAGACAAGCCAUACUCCUGUUCCUUAUGCAGCAAGCGAUUUUGUGAUAGUGGCACUCUUAAGAAACACUACCAAAUUCAUGCUGGAGUAAAAUUAUAUUGCUGCAAUGAGUGUGGAAAACGAUUCUCCCGCAGCAGUGGACUGCAGACACACACCAGAAUUCAUACCGGAGAGAAGCCAUAUUCCUGCUUUGAAUGCGGCAAAAAUUUUAUCGAUAAGAGCAGUCUUCAGACCCAUUUAAGAAUUCACACCGGAGAGAAGCCCUUCCCCUGUCCUGAAUGUGAUAAGCGAUUCUCAGAUAGCAGCAGCCUCCAGAGACACAGACGAAUUCAUACUGGAGUGAAACCUUACUGCUGUAACGAAUGUGGCAAACGAUUCUUACAGAAAGAUCAUCUUCUGAAGCACACGCUGACUCACACAGGGGUGAAGCCAUACUGCUGUUCUGACUGUGGCAAACGCUAUUUUCGUAAGAGCCAUCUUCAGAGGCACAUGGUAAUACACAGUAUUUAAUCAAAAGCAUGGCACUGCAGUACAAAACAAAGCUUGGAUUCUUGGGUGAAUGUUAUUGGAGGAAAAUUAAUUGUGCUGCAUGGAAAUGUUAGAUUAUUUAAAAAAAAAAAGCCUUUAGCAAAGAUAUAACUAAUAAAGACAAACUAUUUCAUUUUAAGACAUAAGGACCUGAAGUUGUCUAUGGUAUAUUUUGCCUACAGAAACCUGACACGGACAGAACAAAUUGCUCAGGAACAAACAAAAACCACUUCAUGGUGGGUUACUGGAUGGAAACUCCGAUUUGAAAUAAAUCCACUGCCAGAUCAAACAGAAACUGAAACCUUCAGGAGUACCACGUGCAAAGACCUCCAGGAACAAAAGAAAGAAAUAAGGUGGCAGGGCGAUUGGGCAACUACAGCCACGCAUACACCACACACAAAUGAAAUGAAGAAAUGGAGUGGAUGGAGCUAAUAGCCAAAGAAAUAAACUUCUUUAUUUAGCAGAGGCUAACCCCAGAUAAUUCAUUCUACUUGUGGCUUAAACACCAGAAUAUGGUUGAGAUUAAAAAAUAUUUUAGUGAGUGUAGACAACCCAAUGGCUGACCAGGGAUGACAAGUUUCUACUUACAAAAUCAGAACAAAAAAUGCAAAACAUUUGACACCCCAUACAGUGAUCAAUGGAAAAUUAACAUCCACCAAAAAUGCAU
Erpetoichthys calabaricus (reedfish) is the source of this 2942-nucleotide messenger RNA. RefSeq names its product gastrula zinc finger protein XlCGF26.1-like. The record is from RefSeq and is a predicted model, not a curated record. Lineage: Eukaryota; Metazoa; Chordata; Cladistia; Polypteriformes; Polypteridae. Gene Ontology annotation, cellular component: nucleus. Gene Ontology annotation, molecular function: DNA-binding transcription factor activity, RNA polymerase II-specific; RNA polymerase II cis-regulatory region sequence-specific DNA binding. The transcript is spliced from 3 exons. The coding region runs from base 413 to 2257 and encodes 614 amino acids. Gene Ontology annotation, biological process: regulation of transcription by RNA polymerase II.